Messenger RNA from Candida dubliniensis CD36, 1701 nucleotides. It is a transcript of the gene TPO2, whose product is annotated as Tpo2p. NCBI's taxonomy places the organism in Eukaryota, Fungi, Ascomycota, Pichiomycetes, Serinales, Debaryomycetaceae. The record is from RefSeq and is a predicted model, not a curated record. The transcript has a single exon. Gene Ontology annotation, biological process: transmembrane transport. Gene Ontology annotation, molecular function: transmembrane transporter activity. Bases 1 to 1701 code for a protein of 566 amino acids.
AUGAAUUCUUCUGUCUGUUUUUUUCUUCAAGCAAUGUCUACCAAAGCCCCAUCUAUAUCUAGCGAGGAACAAUCAGUAGCUGUGAAACCGUACGAAGGGAUUUCCGGUGAACAGUUCAUCCAAGACACUAGUGAAAAUGAAAUUUUACAAAUUGAAUCUAAUGUCGAAGCAUCAAGAGCAUUGUCGAGAAUAAUAUCAGAUAGUGACGCUGUUUUAGAACGUUCGCUAUCUUCAAACGAGCCACUUCCUCCGAUGGGUGGUGGUAGAACUUAUCCCCCAUUAUUAGGAUCCCGUGACCCAUAUGUCGUUACAUUCGAUGGUCCCGAUGAUCCUGGGUUCCCACAGAACUUUCCAUUUUGGAAGAAAAUUGUCUACAGUCUAGGACCUCUCUUUACAUCUUUGUCAGUUUCGCUUGGGUCAGCAAUGUUUUCACAGGCCAGUCCCGAGAUAAUGGAGAUUUAUCACAUUGGAGUAACGCCAGUGGCGUUGACUACAGCGUUGUUUGUGUUUGGAUUUGCUACUGGCCCGGUCAUUUAUGGUCCUUUAUCGGAAUUGUUUGGAAGAAAAAUCAUUAUGGUGAUAUCCAGCUUUUUGUAUGUGUGCUUUUCGUUUGCUGUUGCUACCGCCAAAGAUAUUCAAACAAUUAUGAUUUGCCGGUUUUUCUCUGGGUUUGUUGGGUCUGCAGCGUUUGUUGUAUCUCCUGCCAUUUUCUCAGAUUUGUUUCUGACCAAACAAAGAGGUACUGCUAUUUCGACAUUUGCAGGGGUGCUUUUUGGGGGUCCCAUGCUUGCGCCGAUAUUUGGUGGUUUCACGGUCAAGAAUUCUAGCUUGGGCUGGCGAUGGACAGUUUACUUUUGUGGCAUAGUUGCUGCUUUGGGGUUGGUGUUGAAUGUGUUUUUACUCGAGGAGACACACCAUCCAAUAAUUCUUGCCAAACGUGCUGAAGAGUUGAGAAGGAGAACCGGCAAUUGGGGUAUAUAUGCGUUACACGAGGAAGUGACAUUAAGUCUAAGAGAAAUCUUCCAGAACAACAUAGCUCGUCCUCUCACAAUGCUAUUCACCGAAUCGAUUUUGUUCUUGGUGAGUAUUUACAAUGGAUUCAUUUACGCGAUGUUGUACUGUUUAUUGACAGCCAUGCCUUUGAUUUUCCAAGAAGGGUAUGGGUUUAGAAGAGGGGUGGCUGAGUUGCCCUAUUUGGCCAUGCUCUUGGGUGUUUUUAUUGGAAUAGCAGCACUCAUCUUAUUCGAACAGAGAUAUCUCAAAGCAAUGCAAAGAAACAACGGCAAGCCCAUUCCAGAAGAAAGAUUACCUCCGGUUUUCGUUGGCGGGAUAUUUUUUAUUAUUGGUAUUGUGAUACUAACAGUUGCUGGUGACUUUCCUGAAAAAGUUCAUUUUAUGGUACCCACCGUUGGUGCAGGGUUUGUUGGGUUUGCCCUAAUGUUGAUUUUUUUGCCGACCAUGAACUAUGUGAUUGAUUGUUACUUGUUUGUUGCUGCUUCGGCAUUGGCCGCCAAUACAUUCUUAAGGUCGGCCAUGGCUGCAGUGUUCCCGUUGUUUUCACAUCAAAUGUUUGUUAAUUUGACUAAUAAGUAUGCUGGCACAAUUUUGGCUGGUCUUGGAGUGUUGCUUUUGCCUGUACCAAUUGCAUUCCGUGUAUAUGGUAAACGAAUUCGUGAAAAUUCAAAGUAUGCAUAUAAGUAG